CCACCCUGUUGGAACUGACAGCAGCAUCCUUUAUAAAGCCGCCUCGGUUGCGUUUGUAAAAAAGCUCCUUCUCUGCUCAUCCCUGUGCACCCUUUUGACAGAGAUCGUUGAGCUACUGAGAGGUAGGAACGAACAUUUUGGUUGAUCAUUUGCCUGUGUGCCUUGCUUUGGACUAUGAGCAUGGACAUGUUGGCCAAGAAGGAGCGGAGAGGCAGAGAUGUGAAAGGCAUGCUGAAGAGGAACUGGGUUCUCAUAGCAACCAUCGCCUCUGUGCUGCUGGGAAUUGGACUGGGUGUGGUUGUAAGGGAGUAUGCUGCACUCUCCCACCUUGAUAAGCAAUACUUUGGGUUUCCUGGUGAACUGCUGAUGAGAAUGUUAAAGCUUGUUAUCUUGCCCUUAAUCAUCUCCAGCAUGAUAACAGGAGUAGCAGCUCUGGAUUCAGAAGUGUCAGGCCGCAUUGGACUGCGUGCAGUCAUCUACUAUUUCUCCACCACGAUCAUAGCUGUUAUUCUUGGUAUAAUCUUGGUAACGACUAUUAAACCUGGAGUCUCUCAGACAGCAGACAAUAUUGACCGAGCUGGAUCCACUCCAAAUGUCACCACAGUUGACACACUGCUGGAUCUUGUCAGGAAUAUGUUUCCAGAGAAUCUGGUGCAGGCAUGCUUUCAGCAGUACAAGACUCAGCGCAAGGAGAUUGAACUGCCUGUGUCAAACACCAGCAAUAUGGUUACAACAACAUUCCCACCUUUAACCACCAUAAUCACAACUGUUGCACAGAACCUGACCAAAGACUACACUAUAGUGGGCACAUAUUCAGAUGGCAUCAAUGUUCUUGGCCUCAUUGUGUUUUGUGUUGCGUUUGGACUGGUUAUUGGCAAAAUGGGGGAACGGGGUCGUAUCCUACUGGAGUUCUUUGAUGCCCUGAAUGAGGCCACUAUGAGACUGGUCCAUAUCAUUAUGUGUUACAUGCCUGUGGGUAUCCUGUUCCUGAUUGCUGCUAAGAUCAUUCAAGUAGAUGACUGGGAUAUCUUCAGGAAAAUGGGCUUAUACAUGGUGACUGUGCUUAGUGGACUUGCCAUCCAUGCCAUUAUUUUCCUACCCCUGAUUUACUUCGCCUUUGUAAGAAAGAAUCCAUUCACAUUUGCUCUGGGGAUGGCACAGGCGUUGGUAACAGCUCUAAUGAUCUCCUCAAGCUCUGCGACCUUACCAGUCACCUUCCGAUGUGCAGAGGAAAAUAAUAGGAUUGACAAGCGGAUCACCCGGUUCGUCCUUCCAGUGGGUGCCACCAUUAACAUGGACGGUACGGCACUUUAUGAGGCAGUGGCGGCCAUAUUUAUUGCCCAGCUAAAUGGUCUUGACCUUGAUGUGGGACAAAUAGUGACAAUUAGUAUUACAGCAACAGUAGCCAGCAUCGGAGCAGCUGGAGUUCCUAAUGCCGGACUGGUAACCAUGGUGAUCGUGCUGACAGCAGUGGGCCUUCCUGCCAGUGAUGUCACCCUAAUUGUGGCUGUUGAUUGGCUGAUUGAUCGUUUCCGCACCAUGGUCAAUGUACUGGGGGACGCCUUUGGUGCUGGAAUAGUCCAGAAGCUCUCAAAGCGAGAGUUGGAAAGGAUGGACCUUACUUCUGAUGUCGAUGUGGCCAAUCCGUUCGCCCUUGAGACCACUCUUGAUGAUGAAGAGUGCGAGAAGAAGUCCUACGUCAAUGGUGGCUUCACUGUGGACAAGAGUGAUGCCAUUUCUUUCACAGAGACCUCACAGUUUUAGUCCCAAGCCAGUUACGGAUGAGUGAAUUAAAUUACCUCUAGAAGAAUUCAGAGGUAUAGAAAAAAUGAAAUCAGUGCCAUUACAAGGGGGGAGGCUCAUUCCGGGAGGACACGUUCAAAUGCAGACAUUAUCAAUAGCUGUCAUUACUGUUCUCUCCCCACAUUUGCCCUAUUACUGUGCUGAACCUACUACUUACUUUGUGCCAAGUCAUUCAUGGAAUUGAGGAAAAAAUGUUGUGAGUGCUUCCAAAAUGUGUUGUCCUGUUGCCAAGAGAUAUGCAAAGGCACUUUUUAAACAUUUUUCUUACCUGCGUUGUGGUUUUUAAUGGUUUAAUACUAACAGUUGUUCAUGUAAAUGCUCAACAAUCUGUUCUGCUUUAGAAGUAUGUUAAAUGUGUGAUUUCUACUGUGCCAACAAAGCAGAUUUGUGUAUACUGUAUGUAUUGCAACGAAGAGCAUGUCCUUAACAAAACUAUUAUAUUUAUGACCUGUAGUGUUAAAAAAGCAAUAUGGUACUGCUCAGCCUUGUAAUUGGCUUUUAGCGGGUUGCUUUAAAGCAUCUCUCCCUCAAAUCAUGAAUCUUACCAUUCUGUCCAAACAUUUGCUGUUAAAGGCAUAAGCUAUGAGCAUUGUAGAUCACUAACUUGUGCCAAAUUGAAUGUUUUAGUAUGGAGGAAGCUUUUAAUCUUUAAUGAAGUAUUGCAUGAAGCAAUAUGAUGAACACCUCAGAUGUGGCCUUCAAAGAAUGAAUGAAUCCUGGAUCAUUUUGUUUCCCUUCUCAGUAGCUAUUUUACAGUGCCAUUGUCGCAUGAUAACGCCAUCAAUCUGGGAGGAUGAAGGCAAAUGGACUCCUCUUCCCAAAGCAUGCUAUAGUCAUGGAGCAAUGCUGACGUUUCUUAGAAGAAUCUCAAUGCGAGGAGCCAUUCCCAUGGUUUUUUUUACGGUUUUCAUUUUCCUGGUGUUUAGAAACACAAUGAAAAAGCUACUGGGACACUUUGCACAGGUGCAGAGAGAAUAUAAAGUGUUAUUAAAAUAUUCCCAUCAAUGUGACUACAGUUGAUGUGGUUAUAUAUGUGUAUUAUUGCCAAUCGAUUUAUUUUGUUAUUACCUGAUUUACACAUACGACUUUGGAUUUGUGAGCCGGGCUGGAAGUGGUAGAGGAAAUUGUUGAUAUAAAAUAUGGGGAGAAUUUACAUUGUAUAGGCUGUUCAAAGCACAUUUUUGUCAGAGUCUCAGUCAAUUACAGUCAGUUAGCUUACAGUAUAAUUCCACAUGUUAUGUAACUACAGAUGAAUAAAAUACAACAAAUCUGA
This is a messenger RNA of Hemibagrus wyckioides, 3076 nucleotides long. It is a transcript of the gene slc1a1, whose product is annotated as solute carrier family 1 member 1. The record is from RefSeq and is a predicted model, not a curated record. NCBI's taxonomy places the organism in Eukaryota, Metazoa, Chordata, Actinopteri, Siluriformes, Bagridae. Gene Ontology annotation, biological process: L-glutamate transmembrane transport. Bases 175 to 1764 code for a protein of 529 amino acids. The transcript has 12 exons. Gene Ontology annotation, molecular function: L-glutamate transmembrane transporter activity; glutamate:sodium symporter activity; L-cysteine transmembrane transporter activity. Gene Ontology annotation, cellular component: plasma membrane.